This is a messenger RNA of Solea senegalensis (Senegalese sole), 1011 nucleotides long. RefSeq names its product esterase D/formylglutathione hydrolase (gene esd). Gene Ontology annotation, cellular component: cytosol. Gene Ontology annotation, molecular function: S-formylglutathione hydrolase activity. The coding region runs from base 72 to 920 and encodes 282 amino acids. The transcript has 9 exons. Gene Ontology annotation, biological process: formaldehyde catabolic process. The record is from RefSeq and is a predicted model, not a curated record. Lineage: Eukaryota; Metazoa; Chordata; Actinopteri; Pleuronectiformes; Soleidae.
UCUGAUCUCGCGGGGAGUCAGCGCGUCUCAGUCCGUUUUCCAGCAGAAUUCUGUGUUUUCGGAGAUUCGCGAUGGCUCUGACUCAGGUGUCGUCCAACAGAUGUGCCGGCGGCUUCCAGAAGGUUUUUGAGCACGACAGCUCUGAGCUCAAGUGUAAGAUGAAGUUUGCCAUUUAUCUGCCGCCAAAGGCCGAGACCGACAAGUGUCCCGUCUUCUACUGGCUCUCUGGUCUCACGUGUACGGAGCAGAAUUUCAUCACUAAAGCAGGAAGUCAGCUCGCCGCUGCAGAACACGGCAUCAUUGUCGUCGCUCCUGACACCAGCCCACGAGGUUGCAACAUUGAGGGUGAAGAUGAAAGCUGGGAUUUUGGCACCGGCGCCGGCUUCUACGUCGACGCCACCGAGGAUCCGUGGAAAACCAACUACCGCAUGUACUCCUAUGUGACAGAGGAGCUUCCAAAACUGAUCAACACAAACUUCCCUGCUGACCCCGACAGGAAGUCCAUCAGCGGUCACUCCAUGGGCGGACACGGGGCCCUGAUCUGUGCCCUGAAGAACCCUGGGAAAUACAAGGCCGUGUCGGCGUUCGCUCCCAUCUGUAACCCGCUGCAGUGUCCGUGGGGACAGAAGGCGUUCUCUGGAUAUCUGGGCUCUGAUAGGUCCACAUGGGAGGCGUACGACGCAACAGCGCUGGCGUCCUCGUACUCCGGUCCUCAGCUGGACGUCCUCAUCGAUCAGGGACGCGACGACCAGUUCCUGUCGGCCAGUCAGCUGCUGCCGGACAAUCUGAUCGCCGUCUGCUCCGAGAAGAAGAUCCCGGUCGUGUUCAGACUGCAGCCGGGCUACGAUCACAGCUACUUCUUCAUCUACUCGUUCAUGAACGACCACAUGAAGCAUCACGCCAAGUAUCUGAACGCGUGAGGGGCCGUUGACCUUUGACCCUCAGCUGCAGCAGGUUCUUCUGAACAUGAAGACUUUUCUUCAUGUUCACAAUUAAAGCUUUGAAUUUUCA